GCACUACAGUUCCCGGCAGCCCCCGCGCCGUGACUCGGCCGGGGCGACGGCGGCGCGGGCCGAGAUGGAGUGAGGGGGCGCCCGGCGGAGGGACAGAGAGCGGCCCGCCGAGCUCCGGCCCCCCCUCCCCUCUUUAUUUCUCUCUCUCUGGUCUGGGUCUAUGCGGCCCCACAGAGACCAUGGGAUCCAGGAUCAAGCAAAAUCCUGAAACUACAUUUGAAGUGUACGCAGAGGUGACCUGUCCAGGAAUCAGCUGCGCUGGGAAAGAUCCUGAGGUGCGGAGGCAAUUCCCAGAGGACUACAGUGACCAGGAAGUUCUACAGACUUUGACCAAGUUUUGUUUCCCGUUCUGCGUGGACAGCCAUGCAGUUAACCAAGUUGGGCAGAACUUCACAUUUGUGCUUACAGACAUUGACAGCAAACAGAGGUUUGGAUUCUGUCGCUUAUCUUCUGGGGCCAAGAGCUGCUUUUGUAUCUUAAGUUACCUCCCAUGGUUUGAAGUCUUUUAUAAGCUGCUCAACGUCUUGGCAGAUUAUUCAGCAAAAGGACAGGAUAGUCAGAGGAGUGAGCUCCUAGAAACAUUUCACAAACUCGCCAUCCCUGAGCCAGGAACCUCUGUCCAUCUGGGAGUGCACUCUUACUUUACUGUGCCUGACAUCAGAGAGCUUCCUAGUAUACCUGAAAAUAGAAAUCUGACAGAGUAUUUUGUAGCAGUUGACGUCAACAACAUGCUGCACCUCUACGCCAGUAUGCUGUACGAGCGCCGCAUCCUCAUCUGUUGUAGUAAGCUGAGCACUUUAACUGCCUGCGUUCAUGGGUCUGCAGCAAUGCUCUACCCGAUGUUCUGGCAGCAUGUUUACAUUCCCGUUCUGCCCCCACAUCUCUUGGACUACUGUUGUGCCCCAAUGCCCUACCUCAUUGGAAUACAUCUCAGUUUGAUGGAGAAAGUAAGAAACAUGGCCCUGGAAGAUGUGGUGAUUCUUAACGUAGACACCAACACACUGGAAACCCCUUUCGAUGACCUUCAGAGCCUUCCUAAUGACGUGGUUUCUGCACUGAAGAACAGAUUGAAGAAAGUCUCUACAACCACUGGAGAUGGUGUUGCGAGAGCGUUUCUAAAAGCACAAGCAUCUUUCUUUGGGAGCUACAGAAACGCCCUGAAAAUUGAACCCGGUGAACCCAUCACUUUUUGUGAGGAGACGUUCGUGUCCCACCGCUCUGCUGUCAUGAGGCAGUUUCUCCAGAACGCCAUUCAGCUCCAGCUCUUUAAGCAGUUCAUUGAUGGCCGUCUGGAUCUUCUGAACUCUGGAGAGGGCUUCAGUGAUGUUUUUGAAGAAGAGAUAAAUAUGGGAGAAUAUGCAGGUAGUGACAAGUUGUACCACCAGUGGCUCUCUACAGUCAGGAAAGGAAGUGGAGCCAUUUUAAAUACAGUAAAGACCAAGGCUAACCCUGCCAUGAAGACUGUCUAUAAGUUUGCAAAAGAUCACGCAAAAAUGGGAAUAAAAGAAGUGAAAAACCGCUUGAAGCAAAAGUCAGCAUUACCCUCUAGUGCGUCCUUUGUGCCCCUUGCCCUCGAUCCAGAGCGUUCCUGGCGCUGCCGCUCACCUUGUCGUCCCGCGCAGGACAUCGCCGAGAACGGCUGUUCGGUGCCGGAGGAGCCGCUGCCGAGGACGGCGCCGUCGCCACUGGUGGACAAAAAGGACCCUAAAUUAAGAGAAGACAGAAGACCAAUCACCGUACAUUUUGGUCAGCAGCAAAGACUCCGUCCGCCCCGGCCACCACCUCCCAAGCUGCAGCGUUCGUCCAGGCCCGUUCGCCCACCAAGACCUCAUGUUGUUAAGAGACCCAAGAGCAACAUUGCUGUGGAAGGACGGCGGACUUCGGUGUCUAGUCCAGAACACCUUGUAAAGCCCUUGCGACACUAUACGGUCUUCCUCUCUGAGGACUCCUCUGAUGAUGAAUUUCAGCAGGAAGAGGAUCCUGUCUCUGGCUUCUCUGAAAACUUUUUCUUCUCUGCUCCUUUUGAAUGGCCUCAGCCUUACCGGGCCCUGAAGGAAUCUGACAGUGCUGAUGGGGAAGAGGCGCUCAGCCCAGAAAAAUCCAAAGAGCCUCUGGCCCCACGCGCUCCCGUCUCAAGCAAGGCCCCAGAAAUCAACCUCCUGGAGGACAUUUUCCCGAACUUGGAAGUCGAAACACAGGCUCAGCCUCUCAGCCAAGCGAAGAGCCUGGAAGACCUGCGGACCCCCAAAGAAGAGGGGGAUCAGCGAUGCACGUUUGAUUACCAGAGAAUGGAUCUCGGCGUGUCUGAGAGGAGCAGGAUUGUGCCAACCAUGAAGCUGUCUCACGCUUACAACAAGCUGUGGAGCAUGGGCCAUGAUGACAUGGCUAUUCCUACCAAGUACUCCCAGAGCUCCCCGGAAAGGCCCUUGGCCGCCCUGGGGGACGUGGCGCCAGCGAGGAGACCCCGCAGCAGGGACAGCGUCCUGGCUCCCGCGGAGAAGGAUGAACCGAAUCCCGCCGUUCAAGGGAACAUCACCAUUCCCAGGCCACAGGGAAGAAAGACACCUGAGCUGGGGAUAGUGCCACCACCUCCAGCACCCAGGGCUUCCAAGCAUCAGGCUCCAGCUGGGCCGACAGACAUCCUCACCACUCCCAGUACAGGACGUGGCCACUUGGUUUCAGAUCUUCUCCCAGAGCCCUUUGGAGCUGGUAGUGUCUCCUUAGAGCCCGAAAUCCAGCAGUCUGUAAGUUACUCCAGCACUGCUGAGAUGCUCCAGCCUGUCAAAGUGAAGACAGAGAACACAGGUAAUGAAAGUGACUUCCUUCUUAAUCUCCUGGAUCCAUUAAAAACAGCCGGAUGGCAAAGCAGUGGCCCGCAGCAAGGUCCCCGCAGCCUGCAAAGCUCAGCCCCUGCACCUUCUGCAGCCGGCUUCGCCUCGGUGGCAAGUGACUUUGUGCCUCCUCCCGCUGCACCGUUUGUCCAGCCGCUUGGUUACCCCUCCCCAGCAGCACCACCCCCUUUUUUACAGCCAUCUCCUAAUCCGUUCACACAGACAUUGCCAGGAGCCCUUUCGGUGCCUCUAGUUAGACCCGCAAGGGGUUCUUUCACCCCGUCUCUAGGUCACGCUUAUAGCUCUAGCUUCAUAACACCUAAUUCUAGCUUCUACCCACCACAAAGACCUCAAGCAAACAUUUCAACGCUCUCCAUGCCAAACCUGUUCAGCGCGGCCGUGCCGCCGGCUCGCUCCUUCCUGCUGCAGAGCCCCGGCCCGGCCCCCGGCAGCGCCGUCCAGCCCGCGGCUCCGGCUGCGCCCGCCAAAACCAGAGCGGUACAGGGCCCGGCCAGCGCCAGGGUAGAUCCCAAACUAGCGCUAGCUCUCCUGUCUAACGAAUCCCCUUUGAUCCCCUCCAGGCCAGCAAAGGGCUUAGAGUCAGUGUUACUAUCCUCAAAACCUGAGGAAACAAAAGAUCCAUUUGAAGAUUUAUUGAAAAAGACAAAGCAAGAUGUGUCAUCCACACCAGGUAAGGUUGAACAGCUCCGAAAGCGAUGGGAAACAUUUGAAUAAUGCUCCCAAUGGCCUUUGAUGUCCCUUUGGAAUUGACAGAGGAUUUAGUUGUUGUUGUUUUUUUGAGCCAGCAUAAGCCCAAGCAUUUCUUUGAUGGGAAGCUGAGCCAGGGCGGCUGCGGGCCCAUCACCUGCCGCAGCUCACACACCAGUGCUUUUUGCCCGAGUCCCCCCGUUGUCCUGUCCCCGCAAGCACUUCCUCCCUGAAAACCCCCAGGACUCUGGCGCUGACCAUGGAGGUCGUUGGGCUUGAGUUGGGUUUGGGUUGGUUUUCCACACGUAGCUUUUCAAACAUGCUGGUGCAGAAGUUGCUCCUUCCCUUGUAUUUCCAGUCCCUGGCCCAGCCGGGAGCACAACGCGGCACGUUGUACAAGGGGCUUUUCCUGCCUGUGGGUGCCGUGUUCAGUUUUCCCGCGUUCCAGCUGGGAUGUUUUGCUUUCACGUGUGAAGUGCAGCAAACACACCCGGACUGGGGGGCUGCACUGAGUUAAUCCAUUAGGGUCUGAGUUUGUCCUGUCUUGAAAUACAGACAUUCACGUAGGUGAGAUACUAGAUGAGCUUUUGUUGCAGAGUUUUUAUUUCCCUCCCCUGGUAUCUGGACACUGAGAGGUAACAGGGACCCUCUGGUGCAGAAUUGUCGUAAUUCCUCGUUGCACAGAGCAGUUGCUCAGGGUUUGGUCCUGCAGCUCUGGUGGGAAACUGGAAACACCAGCAAUUGGUUUUCUUUUUUUAGGUUUUUUAUUUGUUUGGUUUUGUUAAAUACAUCAGAAAAUAGAGGCCAUAAAGAGUAUCCUAGUUCUUAUGUAUGUGUAUGUUAAUAUUAUAUAUAAAUACUAUAAAUGACAGUAUAUGAAUGGGAUGUAACAAUAUCUUACUUGAUUAUUACAAACAAAAAAAAGCAAAAAACCCUGGGGUACAAAGUACGGGCUCCUGAGUUCGGUGCUGAGGCGGAUGGAGCUGCAGCGCGGGGCAGGACGGGCAGGACGCACCGGUCGGUGCCGGCACCGCGGGCUGUGGGGCCCGAGCGCUCGGCUCCCCCAGCCCAUCUCAGCACCAGGAGAAGCGUUUGCUGGUGUGAUGAGACAUUAAUUGCGCCAGGGAAUGGACUGUGAGGUCCCCACGUAUGAAAAUGCAAAGGAAAGGUUAAAGGGUACGUUUGGUCACGUUUCCUGAGACACUCAUUUGUGGCAAUAGUAUCUCCUGGCAUCCCUUCCGGGAGCCGCUGUCCUUGCAGUGAUCAUUUCUGUUUUCCUUAAGCGGUGCUUUUUUUGUUGUUUUGUAUUGGGCACAAUCUGAUGUACAACACGUUGCUCGGGAGGUAAUCACAUCACCAUGAAGCCUUUGAGAAAGGAAAUCAUUUUGGACACAUGGGGAAAUUCUUGUAAAGCUUUAUCUGAUUUCCAAUGUAUCUAUUUUAUUCCUAUAAUCUCGGAAGUUUUCUUACUCUAGUGUAUGCAGAUGGCUGUGCGUGCGAGUCUGUGCAAUACAAAAGAAAAAUACUCCUAAUAUCUGAAAUGCCACCGGUUUGGGAAAGCUCACGGUAUUACAUUGAUAUUCCAUUUUUCUGUGAAGUCCUGUUACUCUGACAAGCCAUUCAGCUGGGUUUGUAUUUUCUUUUUGUGUUGGACAACAGAUGGUUUUAGUAUUGCAUAGUAAAAUAUUUAAAAUGGAA
Messenger RNA from Columba livia (rock pigeon), 5237 nucleotides. It is a transcript of the gene DENND1A, whose product is annotated as DENN domain containing 1A. The record is from RefSeq and is a predicted model, not a curated record. The transcript has 24 exons. Gene Ontology annotation, molecular function: phosphatidylinositol phosphate binding; guanyl-nucleotide exchange factor activity. Gene Ontology annotation, cellular component: cytosol; clathrin-coated vesicle. Gene Ontology annotation, biological process: endocytic recycling; endocytosis. Lineage: Eukaryota; Metazoa; Chordata; Aves; Columbiformes; Columbidae. Bases 180 to 3566 code for a protein of 1128 amino acids.